Molecule: messenger RNA, 1332 nt
Organism: Fusarium oxysporum Fo47
Lineage: Eukaryota; Fungi; Ascomycota; Sordariomycetes; Hypocreales; Nectriaceae
Product: glycoside hydrolase superfamily
Exons: 1
Biological process (GO): glucan catabolic process
Molecular function (GO): beta-glucosidase activity
Source: RefSeq, a predicted model, not a curated record
AUGGAGGAAAGUCUCAAUUUCCAUCGAGCAGUCAAACAGCUCCAGGGCGGAAAGGACGCCCCAAGACUUGCGCAAACCUUGCUUCAACAGCUCACCCAAGAUGAGAAACUGGGUUUGCUACAUGGCGACCCGCCUUUCUGGAAAGGUUUCUCCCAUCUUUUUGGCGGCGAAUACACAAAGCGACCCUAUAGCCACGGAAAACUAGAUCGUCUGGGAAUCCCAGGCGUACAAUACUGCGACGGUCCUCGAGGAGUCAACAUCAACCAGGCCACCGUCUUUCCGUGCAGCACAGCUCGAGGUGCAACCUGGGAUACCGCACUAGAGGAAAGCGUCGCGCGAGCCAUCGGUCGCGAAGCUCGAGUCUAUGGAGCCAACUGCGUAGGAAGCGUCUGCGUAAACGUACCACGACAUCCAGCUUGGGGUCGUGUGCAAGAGACUUACGGCGAGGAUCCUCUUCUCUUGGGCGAGUUUGGGGCUGCGCAUGUUCGCGGUCUGCAGGAAAAUGUAAUGGCAUGUGUCAAGCAUUUUGCUCUCAACUCAAUGGAGACGGCUCGAUUCCGUGUCAACGUGUCGAUCGACGCUUGUGCACUUCAUGAGGUCUAUCUGCCCCAUUUCAAACGGUGCAUUGACGCUGGCGCACUCUCCAUCAUGACGGCCUACAAUUCUAUCAAUGGAGAAUGGGCAGGCGAGUCAGUCGCUCUCAUUCGUAACAUCUUGCGCGAGAGAUGGAGCUUUUCGGGCAUCGUCAUUACAGACUGGCUGUUUGGUCUGCGAGACGGAGUCAAGUCAGUUAAAGCGGAUCUCGACAUCGAAUGCCCUUUCCAGAAUCGCAGGCAGACAUCUCUGCGUCCUGCCCUUGAGUCAGGAGAGAUAAGCUGGUCUGAUAUUGACAGAAUAGCCAGCCGUAUCAUACAAACUCAGCUGACGUUCUAUGCCAAUCGCCAAUCGGUCGAGCCGGAAAGGGCGGUCGUGUUUGGUAGAGAACACCGUGAGUUGGCGAGGACUGUUGCCUCAAGAGCCAUUGUUUUGCUCAAGAAUGGCCUCAUCAAUGAACAGCCACUUCUUCCUCUAUCGCAAUCCAUCAAGACUUGCGCUAUAGUUGGUAGACACGCCGAUACUGCACUGACUGGCGAUCGCGCCUCAUCUUGGGUCCACUGCCCUGAAGUCAUCUCUCCCUACCAAGGCCUGAAAGAGCAACUCCCACAUACAUCAAUCACUCUUUCAGCAUCCAGAGAUAUCAGGGCUGCAGUGGAAGCGGCAAGAAAGUCUGAAGUGGCCAUAGUAAUGGUUGGCUACGACGGCGAUGACGAAGGAGAAUUCCUCAAGCCCUCG